This is a messenger RNA of Lottia gigantea (owl limpet), 1607 nucleotides long. RefSeq lists its product as hypothetical. The transcript is spliced from 3 exons. Lineage: Eukaryota; Metazoa; Mollusca; Gastropoda; Lottiidae. The annotation marks the transcript as partial. The record is from RefSeq and is a predicted model, not a curated record.
AUGCCGAAACACAGCCGUCAUUCAUCCUCUAGGAAAAAAGAAUCGAGACCGGCAGUUUAUGGCGACGAAUAUGAUGCUCGAUCAUAUGCGCAUUUAGUUCCUGGACAAGCCCCUCCAGAUGCUCAACCUACAAGAGAAGCUUCGUCAAGACAUAGUUCCCGAGAUGGCUCACAUUCCAGUCGAAGAAGGAAGUCUAAGAAAUCUAAGCACAAACGUUCCCGUGAAUCAAGAGAACGUGACAGAGAAAGGACUCCACCAGAAAGCGCUGGAAAUAAGUCCUUAGUUCAAGCAUAUGAUGAUAUUAGCAGUGAUUCUGAUAUAUCUGACAAAGUACUUUUGAGAGAGACAGUUCGCUCUCCAAGUCCGAUUGCCCCAGUUUCACGAUCAGGACACGUUAAAAGUAAAAACAAGAGACGUAGUGUUUCACCUGCCACAUUAAUCAGGAGCUAUGCAAAUGAUAGGAGUCUGAGUAACUCACCGUCACAUGCUCGUGAUCCUAGUCCAUAUUCAGAUUUAAAUGCAAAACGUGGGAAACAGAAGCGCAAACAGUAUUCACCAAAUUAUGAAAAACAAUUUGACGAUUCUCGGCCUUCCCCUGAACCACCUCGGGCAUAUGCUGACCUGCCAAAAGCUUAUAGUGCUAGAAGAGUGGCAUCUCCAAGUCCGCCUAGGAAAUUUACAAAACGUUAUGUGUCUAGAUCUAGGUCUAGAAGUCCCUUGUUCAAUAGAAGACGAGACCGUGCUCACAGUCCAAACUUCAAUGUUGGAAAUGGUAAUAAAUCAAGAAACAGAAGUCGUUAUAUGUCACCUCCAAAUAGAGGACGACCUAUGUCACGUCGAAGUCCAUCAAGAUCUCCAACCAGACAUUCCAACCGUUAUUCUUUAUCACCUAGUCCAUCAGGGGAAUCAAGACGUAAUAGGAAUUCUAUAAAUCAGUCCACAGUGAAAUAUCAAUCUAGUUUACUUUCAGAAAUAAGUAAACACAAACGUGCCAGGGCAUUACGCAAUGAUCGAUUGCAGGAUAACAAACGAUCGUAUAUCAAAGACAGUCCAGUUACUUCCUCCCGUGAACCCAUUGUCAUCUCCCCUUCCCCUCCUAAAGAUUCUGAUCGUAUCCCACAACAAAAGAGUCAUGCUCUUCCUGAAAGACGAGAAUCACGGCCAGAACGCCCUGAUCGAAUUGAUCAAAGGAACAUUGAUGAGAGAAGGCCAGUUGAGGAGCGUGAACGUAGACCAGUGGAAGAUCGCAGAACUAUUGAGGAGCACAGACCAGUAGAUGAGAGACGACAGCCUGAAGAUCGUAGACCUGGUGGUUAUAAUGAGAGAACAGAUGAAAGACGUGGUAAUGUCCGUCCUGAGGCUCAAGAUGAAUCCAGAAGAACACCUCCUAGACGACAAUUACCAUUACCACAAGUUGUUACCCCAGAAUCUAGUUCUAGUCAUUAUAGUGAACGCUCUAGAUCCAGAGAAAGAGAACCCUCUCCUAGAAGGCGACGCAUUACAGAAUUACCAAUGCCACCUGUUGUUGAUGAUCCAGAAUAUGAUCAAGAUCCUGACUGUAGCCAAGAUUUAGACGAUAAAAAAGACCCUAAAUUAAAGAGGCCUAG